UGAAGAUAUCUUGUCCAAUUUCAGUUGUUUAUGGUUGCUUUCCGAAAUAAAACCAAUUUGUUCAAACUCUUCUCUUAUUUUCCUAAUUAUUGAAGAAAUUUUUUUCUUCCAAACAUCUGGACGUUUAUGGUUUCACCUAUCCGUCAGCUCUAGAAAUCGACAGAAAACUCAUUACAUCGUCAACAGACACUACUAAAGUGAAGAAGAGAAGCUCCAUAUUUAGUAAAGAUAUACUCGCUUAUUAUGAUACGGGUAAUGGGUAUGGUUUAGUAUCUUUGUUUAGAGAUUAUAGAAGCGACAGGCUAUGUAAUACGCAGUGUCGCAGGAUUUGCAUGUACCCAUUUCUAAAGCAAGCUCAAGGUCCUCACAGAACUUCGCUGUCCUAUUACUCUAACCUGAUAGAUCACUGUUUAUCACUAAAGUCUUUAAAUUUUGCCAAAGCCAUUCACGCCCAGUUGAUAAAAGUGGGAUUUGAUAGCCAUACUUUUCUGGGUAAUCGCUGUCUCGACCUGUACUCUCAGUUUGGCACCGUUAAUGAUGCCUUGAAAGUGUUUGAUGGCAUUUCCGACAGGAAUUGUAUAUCUUGGAAUGUUUGCUUGAAAGCGGUGUUCGGACACGGCCAAGUUGAAAGGGCAGGUCGUUUGUUUGAUGAAAUGCCUGUGAGAGAUGUUGUUACUUGGAACACGAUGAUUUCAGGUUAUUUUUCGUGUGGCUUUGUUGAUUAUGCGUUAAAAACUUUCAUAGAAAUGCAAAAUGCUGGUGUGAGACCAAGUGGGUUCACCUUGUCGAUUCUGUUGUCGCCUGUGUCGUGUGCUCGUCAUGGUAAGCAGAUUCAUGGCUUUAUGAUUCGACAUGGUCUGAAUUUAUCUAAUCUGGUGCUUGGUAAUUCAUUAAUUGAUAUGUAUGGGAAGCUUGGUCUUGUCGAUUAUGCGUUUGGUGUGUUUUUGACCAUGGAGAAGGUGGAUAUAAUCUCCUGGAAUUCCUUGAUUUUAGUUUGUCAUAGGUCUGGGUACAGAGAAUUGGCACUAGAUCAAUUCUGUUUAAUGAGAACCACAGAGCAUUCUCCCGAUCAGUUUACUGUAUCGACAGUCAUCAGUGUCUGUUCAGACUUGCACGAUUUGGAAAAGGGUAAGCAGGUUUUCGCUUUCUGCAUCAAGGUGGGAUUUAAUUCUAAUAGCAUUGUAUCAAGUGCUGUUAUUGAUAUGUUUUCUAAAUGCAACAGAUUGGAGGAUUCAGUCCAGCUUUUUGAAGAACUAGGUCAAUGGGAUUCAGCACUUAGCAAUUCUAUGAUUCCAAGCUAUGCAGCACAUGGCUUUGUGGAGGAUGCUUUGCAACUCUUUGUGCUGACCUUGAGGGAGAACCUCAUGCCAACUGAGUUCACACUAAGCAGUGUUCUAAGUGCUGUUUCCACUUUCCACCCACCAGAACAGGGUAGUCAAAUUCAUUCUUUGGUUAUUAAAGUGGGUUUCGAGUCAGAUUCAGUUGUUGCUAAUUCACUCGUGGAAAUGUAUGCUAAAGUUGGGUUAAUUAAUUUUUCCAUGAAAAUCUUUACUGAUAUGGGUGUACGAGAUUUGAUAUCUUGGAACACAAUAAUUUGGGGUUUGACUAACAAUGGUAGAGUGUAUGAGACCCUGGACAUAUUUAAGGAACUAAUUCAGGAAGGUCCACCACCUGAUCGAAUAACUCUGGCUGGAGUGCUAUUGGCUUGCAAGUAUGGGAGUUUUGUUGAUGAUGGAAUGAUUAUUUUUUCGUCAAUGGAGAAGGAAUAUGGAGUUCUACCUGGGGAUGAGCAUUAUGCUUGUGUAGUGGAGUUGUUUAGUCAAGCUGGUAAGUUAAAAGAAGCAAUGGAUAUUAUACAUGCAAUGCCUAAUGAACCUAGUUGCAUUAUGUGGGGAUCAAUUCUUUGUGCUAGUCUGAUUCAUGGAGACUUGAAACUCACUGAAAGAGUUGCAGAGAGGAUGAUGGAGUUGGAACCGCAGUCGUCUCUACCUUAUUUGGUAUUGGCUCGGGCAUAUGAGAUGAGGGGCAGAUGGGAGAGUAUUGUUCGGGUAAGAAAGUCCAUAGAACAUAAAGUUGUCAAGAAGGUCACUGGAUGCAGUUGGAUUUGGAUAAAAAACCACGUACAUAUGUUUAAGACAAACCAAUUACAACAUCAUGGAGGGAGAGAAAUUUAUUUGGUGCUGAGAUUGUUGAUUUGGGAGAUAGAGGAUAAAGGUUAUUUCUGACAACGGUAUGAGAAAGCGGGUGCUGAAGGGGAGGAAGAGUGAAUGGGGCAGGACAACAAGAGUUCUUCAUGUAACAUGUUCGCAUUAACUGAUACAGCUAUUGAUAUAUUUCUUUUUGAGUUUAUUUAAAAAACUAGGUAUACUUUGUGCUUAUUAAUUUCAAACACAAAAGUUCAUGAGGGUAAACUUCUUUUAUCUCAUAAAAUUUGGGUAAUGCUUCAUUUGCUUA
This is a messenger RNA of Alnus glutinosa, 2454 nucleotides long. Its product is annotated as pentatricopeptide repeat-containing protein At1g43980, mitochondrial. The record is from RefSeq and is a predicted model, not a curated record. Lineage: Eukaryota; Viridiplantae; Streptophyta; Magnoliopsida; Fagales; Betulaceae. Gene Ontology annotation, biological process: RNA modification. The coding region runs from base 333 to 2225 and encodes 630 amino acids. Gene Ontology annotation, molecular function: protein binding; RNA binding. The transcript has a single exon.